GCACGGCGGCCCGGGCGGGAGGCGGUGGUGGGGCGAUGUCGGCCAGCGCUGUCUACGUGCUGGACCUGAAGGGGAAGGUUCUCAUCUGUCGGAAUUACCGUGGAGAUGUGGACAUGUCCGAGGUGGAACAUUUUAUGCCAAUCCUUAUGGAAAAGGAAGAAGAGGGGACGCUUUCUCCUAUUCUAGCACAUGGAGGAGUUCGGUUUAUGUGGAUUAAACAUAACAACUUAUAUCUUGUUGCAACUUCUAAGAAAAACGCUUGUGUAUCACUGGUGUUUUCAUUUUUAUAUAAAGUAGUUCAGGUUUUUUCUGAAUAUUUCAAGGAGUUGGAGGAAGAGAGCAUUAGGGAUAAUUUUGUUAUUAUUUAUGAGUUGUUAGAUGAGCUUAUGGAUUUUGGUUAUCCACAAACCACUGAUAGUAAAAUUUUACAAGAGUACAUCACUCAGGAAGGUCACAAACUUGAAACCGGAGCUCCACGUCCUCCUGCCACUGUUACGAAUGCUGUUUCAUGGAGAUCAGAAGGGAUAAAAUACAGGAAAAAUGAAGUGUUCCUGGAUGUUAUAGAGUCUGUUAACCUUUUGGUCAGUGCCAAUGGAAACGUAUUACGGAGUGAAAUAGUUGGAUCGAUUAAAAUGCGAGUCUUUCUCUCGGGAAUGCCAGAGCUGCGACUUGGUUUAAACGACAAAGUUCUCUUUGAUAAUACAGGCCGUGGCAAAAGUAAAUCAGUAGAACUGGAAGAUGUAAAGUUUCACCAGUGUGUUCGUCUCUCUCGCUUUGAAAACGACAGGACCAUUUCUUUCAUUCCGCCUGAUGGAGAGUUUGAACUCAUGUCAUAUCGUCUUAAUACCCAUGUAAAACCACUGAUCUGGAUUGAGUCUGUGAUUGAAAAACAUUCCCACAGCCGCAUUGAGUACAUGAUCAAGGCAAAAAGUCAAUUUAAGCGUAGAUCAACUGCCAACAAUGUGGAGAUUCACAUUCCAGUUCCAAAUGAUGCGGACUCGCCAAAGUUUAAAACCACUGUUGGAAGUGUCAAAUGGGUUCCAGAGAACAGUGAAAUUGUCUGGUCCAUUAAAUCUUUUCCAGGUGGAAAAGAAUACCUGAUGAGAGCUCACUUUGGACUUCCAAGUGUUGAAGCUGAAGAUAAGGAAGGAAAACCUCCCAUUAGUGUAAAGUUUGAGAUUCCGUAUUUCACCACUUCAGGAAUCCAGGUUCGCUACUUGAAGAUAAUUGAGAAGAGUGGCUACCAGGCUCUCCCAUGGGUUCGUUAUAUUACCCAGAAUGGAGACUACCAGCUUCGAACACAGUAAAACACCUCGCAAGCACCACAGACGACAAAACUUCAGGCCUAGAAAUUGUUUGCAGAAGCUUCUGUGGUACUGAGAGCUGUGAAUGUUGUUGCCAAGGGUCUUGUUUCUGCAGUCUUGGAUUGGCAGGAGGAAGAUUGGAAAAUUACUGUUUUGAAUAAUGUGUUUGAGCAUUUGAACCAUUAGUAUUGAUUGUGUGAAUAUUUAUUUCAUUAGAACAUGCUGAUCUUGCUGCUAAUUACAUUAGGAGUAGCAGUUACCUUGAGGAGCCAGGAAUACAGAAUGAACCUUGAGAAUGUCUUGUCAAUGCCUUGUCCGUCACAUUCGCAAAGUUUCUAGUAUUCGUAUUUUAGGAUCUCUACAGACAAUGGCAGCAUAAUAUGCUACAAAUUAGGGAGACAAUUGUGCAAUUAAAUGACUGCUGAACACUUAGUUGUAUUUA
Molecule: messenger RNA, 1746 nt
Organism: Phaethon lepturus (White-tailed tropicbird)
Lineage: Eukaryota; Metazoa; Chordata; Aves; Phaethontiformes; Phaethontidae
Gene: AP1M1
Product: adaptor-related protein complex 1, mu 1 subunit
Exons: 12
Coding region: 36-1307 (423 amino acids)
Biological process (GO): intracellular protein transport; vesicle-mediated transport
Cellular component (GO): clathrin adaptor complex; clathrin-coated vesicle
Molecular function (GO): clathrin-cargo adaptor activity
Source: RefSeq, a predicted model, not a curated record